This is a messenger RNA of Laccaria bicolor S238N-H82, 522 nucleotides long. RefSeq lists its product as uncharacterized. Lineage: Eukaryota; Fungi; Basidiomycota; Agaricomycetes; Agaricales; Hydnangiaceae. Bases 1 to 522 code for a protein of 173 amino acids. The record is from RefSeq and is a predicted model, not a curated record. The transcript has 5 exons.
AUGUGUACAUCUCCAAAACCACAGCGUUCGAUCCGGGACCAGAUACGCAAGGCUGGCCUUGACUGGCUUGACUACUUCGAUGGAUGGUACUACGGCGGUCUCUGGAAGCUUGGAUCCACUUACCAUGCUCAGCUAUUCGAUGAACUUUAUUCUAAUAGUGACUGGAUAUAUCACGGCCUGGUGGUGCACGCGCAGCGCACCUCUACGUUCUUCAAGCCUAUGUGCUACGUAGAGAACUUGGGAUAUUUUUUUAGGCCAGCCGACCCUUCUACGGCGGUAUCCGUUGUGAUUGGACACCUCUUUAGUCUGAGUCUGACUGGACAUACUACGGACUGGUGGUGCAAGGCGCACAAAGCACCUCUACAUAUGCAGCUGGCCAACAGCUGGCGGAUAGUCAGGCUUAGAGGUACCCUGUUCAAUUCGGGGCCAGGUCCAUCAAUUCUCGCCGUAUGGAGUUUUUUAAACACUCAAGGUGGUUUACUAACACGCAGCAACGCUCUGAUGGUACCUCUUUCAAAUUGA